GGCUAGUCUCUUUCAACCGCCAUCUUAGAUUUGGGACUGAUCUGUGAAGCUUGGACAGUUUUGUUGGUUUUCUUGGUGAAUUCAAGCCUGUCUGUGAGCAGGACCCUUCAGCUGUCCCCAUUAGAAAGCAAAGAGAGGAUCAUCUAGGCUUGGUCAGCGAGUCAAAAUGUCAGUCAAUGAUGAUGUGCUUCAAGCCAGUAGUGAAAGCUUCUGGGAGGUGGGCAAAUACAUGCGCACAGUCAAACGCUGUGAUAAUGGAUAUAAGCUCUGUGAUCAUCUGCGCCAGUUUAUUGAAACUCGCAGUGAGAUUGAAAAGAAAUAUGCUUCCAUGCUUUCAGCUUGGUCAAAGAAAUGGAGCGAGUUCCUAGAAAAAGGCCCAGAGUAUGGGACAGGACAGGCAGCUUGGUAUGGGGUUCUACAAGAGGCUGAUGAAGUUAGCAGCCUGCACACAGACAUGGCUGAGCGUUUGAUGACAGAAGUCUAUGCAUCCAUCAAGGCAUGGCAGAAAGAAAACUACCACAAGUCAUUGAUGCAUUUUAAGGAAAGUAAGGACUUUGAAGACAGUUUCCGAAAGGCACAAAAACCAUGGGGCAAGCUUCUGGGCAAGGUAAUGGCAGCACGCAAGGAUUACCACACUGCUUGCCGGACAGAAAAGAGCACAGCUAAUCAAGAGAACAAUGCAAAGGGAGACUCUACUGUUUCACAAGACAGUGUGCGCAAACUCCAGGAAAAGUUGGAAAAAUGUAGGUUAGAAGUGCAGGCAACAAGAGAAAAGUAUGAAGCAUGUCUUAAUGACCUCAAUGGCUACAAUGCCAGGUACAUUGAAGACAUGACAGAGGUGUACAAGAAGUGUCAGGAUUUUGAGCGAAAGCGGAUUGAAUUUUUCAAGAAAACUUUCUUUGAAAUCCAUAGAUGUUUAGACCUUAGUGUGGAUCCUAGGUAUGCGCAGGUGUACACUAACCUGCAUGGAACUGUAGCCAGAACAGAGCCUGAUCAAGACCUCAAAUGGUGGUCAACCAGCCAUGGUGUUGACAUGCCUAUGGCCUGGCCUGCUUUUGAGGAGUAUUCACCAGAGCUUCAGGCCAUAUCAAGACGAGGCAAAGGUCAAGUCAGUGCUGGGGAAGGAGGAAUAACAAUAACUAGCAUACGGCACUCCCGAGAAGACAGUUUAGGCAGUUUCACCAGUGAAACCAACCAGCCUCCUACUUACUCAUCUGUUUCUCAGCGGAAUUCUGUGGCUGUCACUGGUGCUAGCUCUUCAACUCGAGCAGCUGCAAGCAGCUCCAACUUAUAUGAUGGUACACUCAAUCCUUUUGGAGAUGAGGAGGAAGAGCAAGAGGAGAACAAUCAAGAAGAGAAAACAGUUAUGGAGAGCAACCUGAAACCUGAGUCUGAAAACAGCGUACCAGCCAGCUAUGGAAGAAACGGAGAUAACCCAUUUGGUGAAACAGAUGAAGGAGAUGAGGAGGGUUUUGAUCUGGAUGACAACAGUAAUGGCUGGGCUGUGCGUGCAUUGUAUGAUUAUGACAAAGCUGAAGAGGAUGAGAUUGGAUUUAAAGCAGGGGAUGUCUUUGUCCAGCUGACUAAUGAAGAUGAGAUGGGUUGGUGUAAAGGAAGGAAGGAUGGUGUUGUGGGGUUAUUCCCCAGCAACUAUGUGGAGCGGAUAUGAGAAGCACACACUUGAUCACACUUUUUAUUAGGUCUACUUGGGGUUCACAAAGCAUUAUGUUUUAAAUUCUGGGCUGCAUCAUGUUCAUGUGUCUGUGACACAUUUCCUACAAACUUUCUAUUAUAUUCUCAAAAGGAGAAGCAAGAGAGAUUUUUUUCCUUGACAAAUUUAUGUCAUCUCUGGAGGCCCCUGUGCAGUGACAUUGAUGAAAUGGUGCACAUGUUGUAUGAGUAAGGUCUUACCAUAUAGCGGACCACAGCCGCACCCCUGUUCAGCCCCUAGAACAGAUAGUAAUCAAGGACCAUCUUUUGCCUCUAAAUGUUUUUAAGGUGCCUGUUGAAUAUCAGCAAAGUUUCCAGAGACACAGAGUUCAGUCCCACCACACGUUGGGGUUUUCUUUUUUUUCAAACUUAGGAAAGUCAGCUGAUUAUUAUGAUGCCACAAAUUUCAGCAACUCUUAGUAAUCAUAGGCAUCAGCAAAACAAAACAAAAAAAUGAUGGACCUGUUAAAGAACUGAAAUGGAUUACAGUGUUUCAGUGAAUCUGUAGGUCAUUUCUACAAUAAUUUCUAUUUCAAGCAUAAGAAAUGGCUUGGUGUAAAGUUUUUCUUGUAUUUGUAUUCAUGUAUGGUGUGUACUUGCAAUGAACUGAGAAUAGCAAAGAUGCAUGUUAUGACCUUGGAAAAAAUUUGCAUAAAAAAUUGACUAUUUGCAUACUCAUCAAUGAGUGUAUCUCCCUUUUAUUUCAGCUGCCUAUUUUCCACAACUUCCUGAUUGAAUUUCCACUUCAGCAAAAAAUUAGUAAGGAUUUAUUCCUUUAAAUGCUACACAAAUUCCCUUCUCUUGCCAGUUGAUUCUUGUGCUUCAAGUUCAUGUACCACAUUUGAAUGGCCAAAUCUACUCUGUUACCUUAAGUUCAAACAUUUCAGUAGAGGUAACUUUAUUUUUGUAAGCAUGGAGAGAAAUUUUUUUGAUUAUUUGAUGCUCACAUUUUACAAAAUUUGCACAUCCUCUACUUUGCAUAUAAAGCUGUAAUAAAAAAAAAUCACAACAUAUGCUGUAUAUACAUUUCUCCAUAUUUCAUUAGUUUACAUAGAUUCAUACCUCUUUAUACAGAUGUGCUUAAGAAUGUUUAUCAAAGGAAAAAAGUGAAGUGCAUGCUUGUUAAUGUGUGCAUUCGUGUAUGAAACCUUGCUCAUAGAAAAUGUAUGAAUAGACAUAGCAAAAUUACCGAUACAUUAUUUCAUGCAAUGCUAUUCUCAUACAACGACUGCAUUCCAGUAAUUUUUUUUUUUUUAAGCUAUGUCCAGAAUUUAAUGUUUGUUGGAAAGAUGGUCUCAAGGAUGUUUGUGAAUACUGAUGCUGUGAAUUAUUCUAAGGUCUAUUCUGACAAAUGACAUGGUGUGCAAGAGUACAGUUUAGAGCACUGGGCUUUGAAGAAGAGAUUUAAGCCCUUUUGGUACCUGUUAUCACAAGCAGAAAAUGCUGGACUCCAUUGAAACUGUCUGCUUGAAAGGAAUUUUUCAUGAGCAAUUAAAUUUUGAGUAAGAGUUUAACUAUAAAAAAGAUGAUCAUUUGACACCAUAAAAUUUACAGAACAAAGAGAUUUGCCACAUAAUAACUCCAUUGUAGCAGUCCUUGGCGGAAACCUUGAGUGUCAGAUUUUAAAGUUUCCAGUAGUAUUUUCUGAAGGAUAGCAAAAAUGAAUAUUUUUAUGAUAGCCGGUUUUUAAUGCCUACUUCCCAUUCAUGUCUUCACAAAAAUAAUCCUGUAGUCUGAUAAGUGGGCUUGACAGGCAGACUGGUAGGGAAGGAUUCUUCUGGUAUUUUGAUAUUCUAAUAAACCUAUUAAAUAUCUCUAGACACUAGUCUGACACUUCAAAUAAUUGGAUAGAAAUGUUAACCUGCCAUUUUUAUUGCAUGGAAUAUUCCUGUCUUGCUAUACUCUGCUUUGUGUAUGUUUUCUGUACUUUGUUUCAGAUUGUCUAUAAACUGUCAGAUUUGUCUUCUUCCUUAGGGAAUAAGACACUAUAUAAGUAGGCUUCUACUGCUUAGUGUUCGGAUUGUGUUCAUGUAGAGGGGUUUUUGGGGUUUUUUGUUUUGUUUUGUUUUUUGGAGAGGGGGGGGGGGAAGAGAGGUUAUCAUUAUUGAAACAAGAUUUUCAUACAUGGAGAAGAGGUGUCAAAGGGGCUAUUUUUAACAGUAAAUUUGCUUGUCUUUUGCUUCCCCAUUAUUCUGGAAUUUAGCUGUUGCAUAACAUUGUUGUAAGCCAGGUGAAGAGCAGCAGUGUUUUGUUAACCAUAUUCUUACCCUAAGAUGUUGGCUUAACACUUGGGAGAUUUCUUGUAUUAGAUUAUCCAUCUCUCUUCCCAUCACCACUCUACUGGCUCCCUUCACCUCCCCACCCAACAUUCUUCCUCAGUAGCUUUCUCACCCACAAUGCCUUUUUUUCUCAUAGUAUUUAGUUAUUUACCAGUAGCAACACAAAUGGUGACAUUUUUUCAAAUACUACAUCUGUGUCCAACCUCAUGACAUCUCUCUUAGGUUUUGGUGACAGGUGCUAGUGUCUAAAGCAGACCCAUUCAGAGCUCACUACUCGAGCUUUGGAGUUGUCUUCCUGUAAUUCAUCAGGUCCUCUUCCCUGCCAUUUUACGUCCUCAUGCUCUUUUAAUGUGGGUUUUCUUUCUAUUUAUUUUUGUGUUACCUCAAGAUUUGAACAACUGUAGGUUUGUUUUUUGGAAGUGGGGUUGAUUUUUUUUUUUUUAACCUAGAAUCCUAGAAUCCAUUGAGUAAUGCAACCAUAGUUCCAUAGUCAGCAUUCUAAAUCCAUAAUGGUGAGUAGGUUUACUGCUUGAUCACAUUAUUUUAUCUUUCUUCUCCCUCUUUAUGUAUUACUGCAUUGUUGCCUUGUUACCUUGAGUGAAAGUACGCAAAUGGGUAUGCUGGUAUGGGUAUAGUGUAUUCUGUGUCUUGCACAUUAAAAAUAGUAUAUAACUACCACUUUUACCUCUACUGGCAGUUUGCCUUGUCUGAAAGAUACGGCUUCUGGUACUCUUUGGUAAUGUAUGUAAGCCAAAGGUGAUACUUUAUAUUCUGACUGUUAUUAAUGUUAUAUACAACCUGUUUUAAGACUUAAUAGAUUGCUUGAUCACUUUACUCUUGCCCUUUGCAAACAUGCACCUGUUAAAAAGGAAACUUUUAAAAACAUUGUAUUUACUGUAAGUCAUGUACAUGCACAGACACAUAUUCCUCAUAUUAGGUGUAGAGAAUGCAAUACGGUGGGAACAAAGGUCUUUUAUGCAGAUGCACAAACAUGCCAUUCAUACCAGCAUUCAUGUUUGUCUGCCACUUUGUUCCCAUUAAGCACCCCUUUUCAUUUUUUUUAAACAGUCUUGGUUUUCUUGUUAUAUUUCCUCUCCUUCCUUCCCAGUGCAUUUGCUUCUGUUGAUUAAUUCUGGUUUGGUGCAGGUGUCUUAUAAUUAUUGGGUUGGGUUAUAUUUUUGUCUAAAUAGAAAAUUUUAUGCAAAACAAAAUGUUUGCAUUUGUUUCUUCUAUGCAGAUAUACUGCAUGCUCUUGUAUUUAUCAUAUAUUGCCUUAAUCUUUAUCCUGAGUGAAGUUUUUACUUUUUUUUUUUUCAUUCUUCUAAUAGUGCAUCCUGAUGAUACAAAGUAGACAGCAGAUGUGGCUUUUGACUCUGCUUGUUGUACUGCCCAAUUGGGCUUAGGACUGAGGUGCCUGUGGAAGUCAAGUUUCAGGCACAGUGUUGAACCUUGACAUAUUUAUUCUCUUUUGGUUAUGGAAUGUGGAUUUUGUAUGGUGUUUGUGAUGUGUAGAUGCAGUUAUGAGCUAUAUGUACAUGAUAUAUAUUCUCAUUUCUAUGUGAUAUACAAUGUUUUAAGAAGUAGUUGGUAGAGCUCAGCUAAUCAUGUUACUACCAUUAAAAAACUAGGAAUUUUAGUAAGCAGUUUUGCUUUUCAAAUAUAAACUGUAUCGGUGCAGAAGCACUCAUACUUGCCCCUUUUUUUUAGUAGAAUUUUAAGCUGUCCUAAUGUACAGUCAGCUAAAUAUGUCAGUAUUAGAUUCCCUUAUUGUUAUAUCUUCCAUCACUUAUUCAGAAUCAUUGUUAUUGUUUGUAUAACUUGUUACCUAUGCAAAAAAGUGCUAGGUACACAAUACUUCUGUGCAAGUUACUGGGAUUCUGCAUGUGUUUAUCUCACUCAAGUUACUAGUGUGUUAUGUAUAUUUUAAUGCAGUAUGAUGAUGUUUUGUAGAUUAUAUAUAACAAAUUUUCAGAAAUAUUACCCCUUUAUAGAGCACAUUUAUCCUUUAAGAAUUGUAAGCAAUUUAGGAAGUUCCAUUUUGUAUUUCAUUGCAAAAGCUUAGACAAAAUCUGUUCUUGAUUCUUCAUAUGUACAUAGGUCCUGUACUUUCCUGUUUACCAGAUAAAGAACGGCUUUGUCCAUCUGUGGGUGGAGUAAUGAACAAAUAUUGCAAAUUCUCACUCUCCUCCUCCCUCUUUUUUCAGCAUCUCUCUCGCCUUCUUUCUUGGUCUCUCUGGAAUAUUGGCUUGUUUUUUCUUUUAUCUCAAUACGCUAGAUCCCAGUGUGAUGAUAACCACAAUUUAAGGACCAGUUUUUUCCUUGCUUUCUACUGAUGCUAGUCGUCAUAUACAUUCCAUAAUGCUUAUUUGUGAAUGUUUGUAUUUUUCUUAAAUCAUGUGAUCCUUUUCUGUUUGAGGGGUAGGGAGUUGGAAUUGUAUACUUCCUUUGUUGCUAUAGUCACGGCUGACACUCUGCCAUGAGAAAAAAAGGCACCUUCAUUCUUUAGACUUUUUUAAUUUUCUGGGGCUAACUGGGUGGGAAGUGCUGUACAUCUUUUUUUUUUCUUGUCAUACUCAUUUUUCUAAGUGAUUACUGUUCUUAAAUAUCCCCAUGGUGUAUCACAGAAAUUCUCUCUCUCUGAAAUACACAUUUUCUGAGAUACCUGACUUUUGAUCUAUUCCUUGUGCAAAUAUUUUCAACUAAGCCAUAUACUAUUUCACGUAAGUUGUACCAUUGAAGGUGGUAAAGCAAAGAGUUCAAACAUCAUUUGCUCUACAUAAUUUUAUUUAAUUUAUAUAGUAUUAAACCGUGCUCAUUCCACCUUUGAUUCCUAAAAGCUGUAUGAUUUGUAAAAGCCAUGUCAGUACCAUAACAAGUAAAAGACUGGGUACUAGUAGUUGCUCAAGUUUCGUUCAGGAAAUGAGAAAUGUGUUUAGCUGGACUUAAACUUCUUGCUAGAACUUCAGCAUGAAAAAUUGGAUUUUGUCAGAAUUUGAUAAAAUCUUUUAUGCAGAUGAAAACUGUUCCUUGCAAUCUCAUAAAAGUUAAGAAAAUGUGAAGUUUAAAUCUUUGUUGCAAAUAUCAGCAAAUUCUUGACUAUUUCUAUAGUUUGACUUUGCACUGGCUGCUUUGAGCAUGCUUGUGGAAAGGGAGGUCAGUUUAGAGGAACAUUGUGAAGAAGAGCAUGAUGCAUGGAUGACUACCAGAGCUGCAGGUCCAGUGGUUCUCAGUGUGUGUGCAUUGUUAAGAUGCUCAAAGACUACAAAGCUGUCCUGAAUGCUUGAUACAUUAUGAUGUAUUGGCUAACCUGACGCAAGCUUUUUUUUUUAAUCAGAUGGGGUGGAGGGAUGAUAAGAGUAGUAUUUUUAGUAAGGGCUUCACCGAGUGGUUAGGCAGGGUUUGUACAGUUAAAAUGUGAGAAAUGGGAACAUUUCUGAGUGAAAAAUGUGUGGUUUUGAGAAUCAAAGUGUUGUGAGCUCUGGACUGAAGGCAAGUGAACAAGUAUUGGUUCCACAGCUUCUGAAACUUUGUGCAUUUUCAAGCAGAUGUCACUGUUAAGCAUCCUUGGUUAGAUGCUUCUUGAAAUCUUACUGGGGAUUUCUGACUUGGGGGUUCUGUGCAAGGUAAACUUCACAGUUUUGGUCACUUGUGGCAUCAGUUUACUUACAGUUUUGAUGGCAGGUGUGCAUGCCAGACUCAAGUUCUUGGUAUGUACGUCACUUGUUUUUUUGUUUUUUUUUAAUAUGUCUGUUGUUUGGGAUGGUUUGUAUACUGAAAUGUUUUUGCUUGUUUGUACUAAUAAAGCAUCUAGUUGCAGAAACAAGAUCAUGAUACUGCAUGAUGAGCUUAUGUACUGAAAACGUAGAAACAUUUUGUAUAACAGCUGAAGUUGUGCAGUGUGUUUAUAAUGGUUUAUUAUGACAUGCAUUUACAAAGCAAUGCAAUACAUGUAAACUUGUGCAAUCAUGCAUGAAUAUACAGUCAAAUGCACACAUACAUAUACACAGCUUUCAUGGUCAUGAUUCUGUUACGUAAACCAGAUUUGUAAAUUUAUUGUAACUGUUAACUAUUUAUCACAGAUCAUGCAAUAAAGGAAACUUAAAUAUCA
Pomacea canaliculata is the source of this 8097-nucleotide messenger RNA. RefSeq names its product protein kinase C and casein kinase substrate in neurons protein 1-like. Gene Ontology annotation, cellular component: plasma membrane; cytoplasm; endosome. NCBI's taxonomy places the organism in Eukaryota, Metazoa, Mollusca, Gastropoda, Architaenioglossa, Ampullariidae. The record is from RefSeq and is a predicted model, not a curated record. The coding region runs from base 167 to 1669 and encodes 500 amino acids. The transcript has 11 exons. Gene Ontology annotation, biological process: regulation of endocytosis; cytoskeleton organization; plasma membrane tubulation. Gene Ontology annotation, molecular function: protein binding; phospholipid binding.